CCUCUUUCUGCAUCACCAACAUGGAUGCUUUUCAGAGCCUUUUAAAAUUCUUCCUUAACCAGAAAACUGUGAUUGGGUACAGCUUCAUGGCUCUGCUGACCGUGGGAAGUGAGCGCCUCUUUUCAGUGGUGGCUUUUAAGUGCCCCUGCAGCUCUGAGAAUGUGGUCUAUGGGCUGGUGUUCCUCUUCGCGCCUGCCUGGGUGUUACUAAUCUUGGGAUUCUUCCUGAAUAACAGGUCAUGGAAACUCUUCACAGGCUGCUGUGUGAAUCCCAGGAAAAUCUUCCCCAAAGGCCACAGCUGCCGCUUCUUCUAUGUCCUGGGUCAGAUCACUCUGAGUUCAUUGGUGGCUCCAGUGAUGUGGCUUUCUGUGGCUCUGCUCAAUGGAACUUUUUAUGAAUGUGCCAUGAGCGGGACAAAAAGUCCAAGACUCCUGGGACUGAUUUGCAAGGAUAAGCCUAAAGAAUGCUGGGAAGAACUUCACAAAGUAUCCUGUGGCAAAACCAGGAUGUUAUCCUCCAACGAGGAAGAACUGAAAUUGUCCCUUCAGGCCCAGUCUCAGAUUCUAGGCUGGUGCCUGAUUUGUUCGGCAUCUUUCUUCUCCCUGCUCACCACUUGCUGUACUCGCUGCCGGUCUAAAGUUAGCCAUCUCCAGCGGAGGUUUUGGAAGACUUACGCACAGAGGGAGAAGGAGCAUUUGGAAAACACAUUUCUGGAUUACGCCAACAAGCUGAGUGAGAGGAACCUGAAAUGCUUUUUUGAAAACAAGAGGCCUGAUGCCUUUCCUAUGCCCACUUUUGCCGCCUGGGAGGCCGCUUCUGAGCUGCAUUCUUUCAACCAAAGCCAGCAGUACUACAGCACCCUGCACAGGGUGGUGGAGGAUGGUCUGGAACUCAGCCCUGAGGAGGACGAGACCACCAUGGUCCUCGUGGGUUCUGUCCACAAUAAGUAA
Otolemur garnettii (small-eared galago) is the source of this 950-nucleotide messenger RNA. RefSeq names its product calcium homeostasis modulator family member 5 (gene CALHM5). The coding region runs from base 21 to 950 and encodes 309 amino acids. Lineage: Eukaryota; Metazoa; Chordata; Mammalia; Primates; Galagidae. Gene Ontology annotation, molecular function: monoatomic cation channel activity. The transcript has 2 exons. The record is from RefSeq and is a predicted model, not a curated record.